This is a messenger RNA of Anopheles stephensi (Asian malaria mosquito), 934 nucleotides long. RefSeq names its product larval cuticle protein A3A-like. Gene Ontology annotation, cellular component: extracellular matrix. The record is from RefSeq and is a predicted model, not a curated record. NCBI's taxonomy places the organism in Eukaryota, Metazoa, Arthropoda, Insecta, Diptera, Culicidae. The coding region runs from base 90 to 638 and encodes 182 amino acids. The transcript has 3 exons.
CGAUACCUUCGAAACCGUAUCACAACCACUUCACUCGUCUAGCAAGAACAUAGCAGCGGCCUAACCGUAGCUAGUACUAAACACCUAAAAUGGCAUUCAAAUUCGCACUCUUCGCCGCCAUCGUGGCCGUCGCCAGCGCUGUUGGUAUCCACCCAGCCUCGUAUGGAGCAUACCCCGCCCCUCUCGGUGCUUACCACGCACCGCUGGGAGCUUACCACGCUCCUCUGGGAGCUUACCCGGCCGUGGCCAAGGUUGCCGCCCCUCUUGCCUACCCAGCCGUCGCUAAGGUCGCUGCUCCAUAUGCUGACUACGAUGCCAACCCUCAGUACAGCUACAGCUACGCCGUGGCCGAUGCCGUUACCGGAGACAACAAGAGCCAGCAGGAAUCUCGCUCGGGAGAUGUUGUGACUGGAUCGUACUCGCUGGUUGAGCCCGAUGGCACCCGUCGUGUCGUUGAGUACAACGCCGACCCCGUCAACGGAUUCAACGCCGUCGUCCACCGUGAGCCGCUGGCCGUCAAGGCUGUGGCCCCGAUCGCCAAGUAUGCUGCCCCGCUGGCCUACCCCGCCGUCGCCAAGGUUGCUGCCCCGUACGCGCCCUACGGAUACCCAGGAUACGGCAAGGCCAUCCUUGGUUAAGCUCACCACUUCAUCCCUAGACACGAAAUGGAUUCCUUUUCCCAGUACCUAAUGCUCAUUCUUCAUCUUGAAGUCAUAAGCGAGAACGUCACCUUUAAUUUAUUUCUCAUUUCUUCAUUUCUAUCCUGACGCUGUUCUUUUCUACGAUCUUUGUGUACAUAUGAACAUGGCCUAUGCUGCCUAAAACUUUGACUGUGUGGCAAGAUGUGUAUGAAGCUAUUGUUGCCGUGGUGUUAAUACGAGUGAUCAACCGAAUGAAGGUUGUACGAAAUAAAAGCAAAUUCUACAAAAGAAAA